Messenger RNA from Ceratosolen solmsi marchali, 2113 nucleotides. Its product is annotated as protein dimmed. Gene Ontology annotation, cellular component: nucleus. Gene Ontology annotation, molecular function: DNA-binding transcription factor activity, RNA polymerase II-specific; E-box binding; protein dimerization activity. Lineage: Eukaryota; Metazoa; Arthropoda; Insecta; Hymenoptera; Agaonidae. Gene Ontology annotation, biological process: axon development; sensory organ development; positive regulation of transcription by RNA polymerase II. The record is from RefSeq and is a predicted model, not a curated record. The transcript is spliced from 6 exons.
CGUUCGGUCAGCUGAGACACGCACGCGUCUCGUUUCUCUCGCGCGGCUCUUUCGCACUUUAAUUUUCAAUACUUUUUCAUCUUUCUUUCUGUUGAAUUGUACGAUAUUGUACUUUCCAGCAUUAUCGAGGAAGAGUGACAGACAGAAAGAGAAAGAGAGAGAAAAGCGAGAGAGAAAGGGAGGGAGGUAAACGGAAAAAGAAAGAGAGAGAGAGAGAGAAGGAGAAAGAAUAAACAGUGACGCCGCGUGUGAAAAGUAUAAAAGCAAGACGGCUGAUCCACAAAAGUGUGUCCGUUCAUCCAUUCAUCUGUUUCUCUAGAUCAUUAGAUUUUGGGGGGGACGAGGACGAGUUCUCCCCGACAAUCAGACAUGAAGCGCGUUGCAAAGGAUUAGCACCGAGGAAGAAGAAGUGCUAGUGCGACGCGACGACUCGUGGAAGAAGAGGAAAAAAGGGAAAAAUAGUGCCCGACAUCGCACGCCCGCCCGACCCUCCUCCCCCUCCCGCCCUACCCGUAACAGUGCUUGUACCGCAUUCUUCGAGGUACAGCUGGGAGAGGAAAAAGGUUGGAAGCGACUUCGCGUAAUACGUGAUUAAGUACAUCAGACUAAGCCUAUCAAGCUCAAGAAGAUCUACGAAAGGCUUUUUCGUUACUCGACCAAGACGAAAUUCUUAUAACUUGGGCUUAACGACUUUGGAUGGAUGCUAUUCUGAGAUAAAUAGCAAAACACGUCUCCGGGGGACAGCAAGAGUAAACAAAACGAGACUCAACUGGAAUAAUGCGAAAUUUGGAAAGGCUAUCAGGCAGCGAUCAGGACUCCGUCGAUCAGGAGAUGUACAUCGACCUGGACGACGCCUCCGUUGACUCGCUUACUGGCAAACGAGGUCGUCACCAUGUUGGCGCUGAGGUGGGCGACGAGAGCGACAGCAGCGGCAGCGAGAGGAGCCCCAAGCGGGUGAAGCGGCGCAGCCGAGGCGGACCGCCGACCACCCGGAGACGGUAGAGCGGCAUCUCGGCGCGGGGCAUCUCGGCGCGGGAGCGGACCCUCAGGAGACUCGAGAGUAACGAACGCGAGAGAAUGAGGAUGCACUCGCUCAACGACGCCUUCGAGCAACUGCGAGAAGUUAUACCUCAUGUAAAAAUGGAGAGGAAGCUUAGCAAAAUUGAGACGCUUACAUUGGCCAAGAAUUACAUAAUGGCGCUGACAAAUGUUAUUUGUGAAAUGCGUGGAGAGGAACAGCCUUACACAUUCGUGGACGGCGAAUGCGGUUCGAGCAGCGGUGACAGCAGCACCGGCCAACUGGAAUUGAGCGGUGGCGAGCAGCCGGAAGAAGCAUCGCCAGCCUCAUUGCACGAGACAAACAACAACAGCCUUUUGCACGAGGAUCUCGAGCGCAGGAUAUAGUUCGGAAUUGCAGCUAUAAUCUGCGAUAAUUGCGCGCCAGACUAUAAUAACAUGUGCGUCGCGUUAUCUCACUCUCUUUCCUUCCUCUAUCCCUUCCUCUCCUUCUCUCUCUCUCUCUCUCUCUCUCUCUCUCUCUCUCUCUCUCUCAUUCUCAUAUCCCACUUAUAUUUCUCACUCCGCCGCUCUACUAUCUCUCCAUCGCUACCUCUAUAUCUCAAAAUUCAUUGCCUAAUAUAAUUUUCUCGCCCUAUGUUCUCAUUGGUGAUUAGGACCGAUAAGUAUUUGAGAAAUAUGAACAUUCGCUAAAACUGACACGCGAAAAGGAAAGAAAAGCGCGGGCGCAUUAGUGAAGUGUCCAAGUUCUGAAUUUCAUUACGAGUGUGUCAUUGAUUAAGUGAGAGAAGAGGGAACGAGCGAAUAAGGCUAAAGUAGAGGAGGAGGUGGACAAUAAAGAAGAAAAGACAUUACAGAACAUUUUAAUGAGUAUGAAAUUGAUUGACGACGUACGUGUAGUGUUAAAGUGAAAUAAGUCGGGAGUAAUUAUAGAAAGACAUACAAGUGAGUUUCGUGAGCUACGUUAGUGCAAUGUUUGUUUUAAGACCACCUCGAAGCCGUAAAAAAAGAACAGAAAAACUUAAGAAAUAUUUACAGAAUUAUAUAGAAGGACGAAUUUGAUAACCUUUAUCUUUCAAAUAACCUUAUCUCCCCC